AUGCACAGCCCGGGACUCGCAUCGCCGGCUCCGAGGCGGGCGGGCGAGACCCUUCUCCCCGCCUAGUCCCGCUCCCGCUGCCCCCGGAGGCGCCCACCGCCCUCCCCUACCCCAUUCCCGGCCCUUCAUCCCCCACCUCUCGGACUUUUCCCACCCCUCCCGAGGAUGAGGCGGCCGACGCGGCGGCUGGCGCUGUCUCUGCUGGGGGUGCUCUGGCUCGCCGCGCUCCUUCUCUUCUUCUUCGGGGCGAGGAGGAAGUUGGAGGCGGCGGGAGCCGAGGGGCACACGCCGGAGGGCUCGGACCUGGACUGGGACGACCUUUGGGAUCAGUUUGAAGAGCGGAGGUACCUGAGCGCCCGGAGGUGGAAGGGUGGAGAGGACCCAUACCGGCUCCAUGCCUUUAACCAGCGGGAGAGCGAGAGGAUCCCCAGUGAUCGUGCCGUCCGUGACACCCGUCAUCACAGGUGUACAACUUUGCACUAUCGCCAGGACCUCCCGCCAACCAGCGUCAUCAUCACCUUCCACAAUGAGGCCAGGUCGACCCUGCUAAGGACGAUACGGAGCGUGCUGAACCGCACCCCAGUGCACCUCGUCCAUGAAAUCAUACUAGUGGAUGACUUCAGUGAUGAUCCUGACGACUGCCGCUUGUUGGGCAAGCUCCCCAAGGUGAAGUGCUUGCGGAAUGGACGGCGAGAAGGUCUGAUCCGGUCCCGAAUCCGAGGGGCAGACGUGGCACAAGCAGGAGUCCUGACCUUCCUUGACAGUCACUGUGAGGUUAAUAAGGACUGGCUGCUCCCUCUGCUGCAGAGGAUCAAAGAGGAUCCCACACGAGUGGUCAGCCCUGUUAUUGACAUCAUCAACUUGGACACUUUUGCCUAUGUGGCAGCUUCCUCGGACCUCAGAGGAGGUUUUGACUGGAGUCUGCAUUUCAAAUGGGAGCAGCUUUCCCCAGAGCAGAAAGCCAAACGACUUGAUCCCACCGAACCCAUCAAGACUCCCAUCAUUGCUGGUGGGCUGUUCGUGAUAGACAAAGCCUGGUUCAACCACCUGGGGAAGUACGACAGUGCCAUGGACAUCUGGGGCGGGGAGAACUUUGAAAUCUCUUUCCGUGUGUGGAUGUGUGGAGGGAGCCUGGAAAUCAUCCCCUGCAGCCGUGUUGGACACGUCUUCCGGAAGAAACAUCCAUAUGUCUUUCCAGAGGGAAAUGCCAAUACGUACAUUAAAAACACCAAGCGCACCGCAGAGGUGUGGAUGGAUGAAUUCAAGCGGUACUACUAUGCAGCUCGUCCUGCAGCCCAAGGGAGACCGUAUGGAAACGUGCAGAGCAGAGUGGAACUGCGGAAGAGGUUGAAAUGUCACAGCUUCAAGUGGUACCUGGAAAAUGUUUAUCCCGAACUUCGGAUUCCUGAGGAAUCGCUUUAUCAGACUGGGAUGAUCAGGCAAAGGCAAAGCUGCCUGGAGUCGCACAAGUCUGAAGACCAGGAGUUCCCCGUCCUGAGCUUAAAUCCAUGUAUUGGCAGCAAAGGCACCACGGCAGCAACAGCACAGGAAUGGACAUACACGUACAACCACCAAGUCCGCCAGCAGCAGCUGUGCUUGUCUGUCUAUACCCUUUUCCCCGGUUCCCAGGUUUUGCUGUCACCUUGCAAAGAAGGUGACAACAAGCAGCGAUGGGGUAAAGUUGGGUCACACAUUGAACAUAUAGCUUCACGCUUUUGUUUGGACACUGAGACGAUUGGGGACACGCAUGAGAGCACCAAAGAGCUUGUCAUCAACCCUUGUGAGAGCACAGCCAUGAGUCAGCGCUGGGACAUGGUGAUGUCUUGACCUGCUGGAGGACUUACACCACGGGGAUUGACAAUGAGAUGUUCCUACAUGCAGCCAAGAUGCACCAGAUGGAGCUCAAAUGCAAAGCCAUUGCUGGUCCUUGUGUAUUGUGGGACAGAAGAAGGAUCAAACAGAUAAAAAUAAGGACAUGGUGCUCCAGGUUGAACAACGGAUGUUGUCUGCAGGGUGUGCAGCUGCUGUCGGCCUGUUGGCAGUCAUGCAUUCAAAGAGAAGGGAUGGCAAAAAAAACAAACUUAAAAUGUUUUAGAGGGAUACCAGGGCUCCUGUGAUGAGUCCUACAGAAGUUCGGUGUGCACAACGUUUAUUAAUCUCUCUCAAAACACGGUAGAAGAGCCUUGGAGACCAAAAGGAGCCUUGGACUCAGCAAAACAAGCAUCUCAUUAACUUAUGGGGGUGAGGCUGGUGCACAAGGAGGGAUGUGAAACAUUGCCUGGGAUUGUGUGGAAAACACUGAAUUAUCUUUGCACUUUUCAUUGCUGUGGAUGAGUUUGUCUUCUGCAGACAACAUGGGUGGAGCUGUGUUGCACGUUUGAAUUUGUAGCUGAUCCACGUACAUGUGUAAACAGAGGCAGGGCAGUCAUUUAUGGCUAUGGCCAGGAUCAAGCCAGCAAGUAAUGGGGGAGUCCUGCUCAGCGCUAACUGCACAUGGGGGUUAUUGAAUCUCCAAAGCCCAAGCAAACAGUAUUCGGUGUGUGAGAUUAAAGGAUAUAAACUGCUGUGAAUCUGGGAGGAAAGGCAGUAACAUGAUUAUUUCUUCUCUCUGAAGGCCACGGGUGAGCCUUGGCUACUGAAAACUCCCCUAUAAUCUAUGUCUCUCUCACUGCUUCAGAUCUGGAAUAAGUCAAAUUUUCACUUUUCUUCCAUAAAAGUAAUAUUUUUGCUAAUUGAAGGUAAUUGUGUCAUAUUUGUGUUUUCCAAUUCUCCGACUAUAGAAGAGUGGACUCUCAUGAAAUGCUGCUACUGAAGUAACAGAGGAGGUACUUAAAACUAGACACUGCUCUGAGAAAGGAAAAGGGAUAGUACUUGGUUUUGCUUCCAGGUAUCUUGUAGCCCAAGAUGUGAAAUACUGAAGAAAAGGUUUGGGAUUCUCCCAGUCACACCUGUGAGCAGGGAACCCUAGGUCACAAAGUACCUCUCUCCCAAAGUCUUUUAGCAUAGGCAGACUUGGCAGAAGUUGUUUCUUCAGGUUUUGGAGAUGUCAUUCACCAGACGUCAUGUCAGGUGCUAUUGCUGUGUGAGAGUGAGGUUACUGGCAAAGGAGAAUAGGACAGAAGGCCUUAAAAGGGGUCUUAGGAAUAGAAGUUUGGAAGGUCCUUUCCAGCCUGUCCUUCAGAGCAGAUCCCACCACAGCAACAGACAGCAGGCAGUGAAUCACCAAGAGCUCUGCACACAGCUCUUGUGUAGCAACAACUCUUGAAGAGAACUUUUGCAGGACCAUCAAUAUGACUUGAAAAAAAUACAGUUUAUGUCUCUAAAAAUGCUAGAGUUUAAUGAAAAUCCAAUCCUUUGUUCCCUGUGCUGCAAGCUUGAAGUAAAAUACCACAAGUUUUGAGCCUUCAAGUGCUCUCAGCAUCCCUUCUUGAAUAAAUUGCUAGCUUUCAGGAUUUUACUGCCUCAGUUUCUCCUCCCUCAGUGCUGGGAGAAAGCCGUAUGUGUAAAUCUCCCUGGCAUUAGAGGCAGAACCAGAAUAACUCUUUAUUUACAAAAGGUUGCAGAGUAUAAAUGCUUUCUGUGUGCUGCAGUGAUUACUAACCUAAUCAUUCUCCCUUGGUGCAAACCUCAAGGGCUUCUGUCGUGAAAGGGCUGGAGUAAGCUCUCAUUUUGUGGUGGGAGAUGCCAUUGUUUCCUUGUCACCACUUUGCACGGAGAAACAAAGAGAAGCACUUAAAAUGGAAUGGACCCUUUUCACAAAGAAGGGUAGUGACCUUGGGCUCCUUCUAUUUAUUUGAAACAGGAAAUAUCACACCUACUUUUCACACUGGAGAUGACAGGCAAAUGGUAGUUAUUCCCUGUCUAGCACUCACAGGGAAAGCAGCUCCCGAGAGCCUGCAGUUUAAUGUGUUCACACCUGUACCAGGGGCUGCCCAGCUGCUGGCACUUCAGUUCUGAAAACCUAAAGAGAUGAAUGACUUGGCAUCAGUUUUGAAAUCCAGCACCCGGCAGGUACACUCUGACAAGGACCUCAGACCUAUCUAGCUUUACUAUUUUCCACCUUAGCCAAAAGUAACUGUUCUGCUGACAGCCAAAGCUCUCUGAACAGGUGACACUCCUCUUUGCCUUAACAGAAACAGCUACUACCUCACUACAUGUGUGUGUGCCUGAGCAAAUGGACCAGUGGGACCUGCAGUGAUGUAGUCUAGGAGGUUGUUUGGCCAACCUUUCAGCUCUCUUGCACUUUGUGAAACCCCAAAGCUGUACUAAACCCCUUCGGUUCUAAAACACACGCUAAGGUGGUCACUGUGACCUUGUUUGGGGGCAGUGGAAGGCAGGCCAUGGGGAAGGCAACAUCAGGUGUAGGACUUGGUGUCCCCUACAAGUGAGUAGUGUCACUCAGCUAAGUCUCUUGGAGGCCCAAAAGCCACCACGUACCUAAAAGACCUGGGGGGCAGCAGCCACUUGGCAAACUGGUGAUUGUGUCUCACACAUCCAUUGACUGUAACCAUUUGACUGCAGCUUAUUUCAUGGUCCUAGAAAUGAGAUUAGCCCUAUGCAUCAGCAGUGUUUUUUGAGAAGCAUGAGGAUAUCAACCUGACUCCUGGGAAGCUUUAUAGAAGUAGGCAAUGGACUUGAAGUCUCUAGAGUUAGCCCCAGUAUGGCAUUUAACAAAUCUUCCGCUUACAAAAAGAUCUUGCAUUGUGUCAGGGGAAAGGUUAACUGCUGCUGAAAUCCAACUCAUACCUUUAGGUUUAUUUCACUUAUUAAAAUACACUGGAGACAGAUGAACCUUUUUUUGCUUUGUAUUUGUUACUUGCCUAGAUAUUUAUUAUCAUGCUUUGAAGGAAUAUAUGUGAUAUUGAUAGGUGUAUCUAGAUGGGCUCCUAUGCCUUUACCUCUAAGCCCUAAUGUAAUUUGGUAGUAAUGCUUUUUGGUAACAUUUUGCACUGACUUGAAAGAACAGAAGAUAAAAUAGGAAAUAUGGUUCUAAUCCUGGCUGUUGAGCUUCAUGACAGCCUUUAUGAUCUCCAGGUAAGUCACUCCUUGUGCCUUCAGAAAAUAAGAUUCAGAGCAGGAAACUCAGGGCUAGAACUACUACUGCCAUUUAAAGAACCAACCAAGACAGUGCAAAAAGAGCAAAAAAGCACCUUAACCUUCCCCUUCCCUCCUGAAGGAGAUCCAUGCUCCAGUGAGAACAAAUCUACCUGGUUUAGUUGGGCUGGGGGUAGUCUUAAAAUCCCUGCCUUGGUGCUUAUCUGAUUUCCAGGUAUUUUGUGCUCAUCUUCUCUCUGUACCAGCACAGUGCCAUGAGAUAAGAACACGAAGCAUCAGUGCUUAGAACCUCAGCUUACAACAUGUCAGUGUAUUAAUUUAGUAGUAAAGAGAAGGAAAUGGAAUUCAAAGAUCUCUGAUUAUCUAGUUAGGCAAGAGGAAGACAGGGCUGAUGGAUGAAGAUUGGAGGACUGUGGUUCAAGACAAGCGCCAGCCCUGAUUGUUAAUCCCUUCUAUUGCUUCUAGGAGCGACUUGGCAUAGCUUACUUCAUUUCCCUGCCUCAGUUUCCCAACCUUUUAGUGAAGGCUGAAUGUUUUGAAGAGAGAGAAAGCCAAGUAUUAGUUUUUGUGGUAAGGAAUGCCAGCAGUACUGAGCUGGAAAUAGACUGGCAGAUGCUGGAGCUAGCCCCAUGGACCUUUAUUAUAAUAUCUGCCUGUACAGAGUCUGGUUCAGAUGAAGUUAAUUUUCCUCAUAGCAGACCGUAUGGCAUUGUGUAUUAGACUGGUGACCCAAGCAGUGUUGAUAACACACAACAUUUUAGUGUAGAGGCUUAGCUGCCAGCCAGAGUCAACCCACCACACUGCCCUAAGCAAACCAGGGUGCUUAGUGUAACAGACUGGUAUUCUUCAUGGCUUGAACUUUGAUCACAACUGUGCAAAAGGAUUUGCGCUGCUCAAAUUUCAGAUCUUAAAAGCUUUGGUGCAAAGCGAUGGGCUAGAAUUGUUUGUAGAAGUGGUAAAGGAAGCAAAAUCAAGCAGAUUACAAACUGCUGAUGAUCGAGAUACAAGCAGCAGAACGAACUGCAGCUUAUUAAUGUGCUGGCUAAAGUAAUUUUGGAUGAUCAGUCCAGCUCCAGUUUUAAGAUUAUGCAGCUGCUUUAGGUGUCUGAAGACUUUAAGGAAGUCUGCUAUGGGUGUCCAUCUCACAUUGAGACUUAAGGGCUAAAAUCCAGUGGAAUUAUACCAGAUUUAUGGAUAUUUUCCAUAUGUCCACUGUUCUGUUACUCACUGGAAGUGCCUUCAGAACCCUGUAAGAAUAAAAACAUGUUACAAGCUACUACCUCUCUAACUGAGUCUAAUUAAGUUUUGAGUUAAACUGCAUUUUAGCUGAGAGCUGAUGAAAAGCAACAAAUAAAUUUGCAGGUAAGAAUGCUGCUUUUGUGGUGUAGAGGGUGCUUUGUUUUCUCUGGUGUUACUUGGGCACCAAGGAAAUAUAAGCUGGUUGUGUGUGAUAUACAGAAGAAAAUAUGACUGAAUUUCGAGUUUGGGUUUUGCCUCAUGGUUGGACUCGAUCUUGAGGAUCUUUUCCAAGCAAAAUCAUUCUAUGAUAAGUGAUCAAGUAAUUAUCUAUUGACUGUCCAUCACAAUGAAUGUUGUCUCUCAUUUUCCUGUGAUUUAUGUGAAAGAAGUGCCCAGACAAGACAUUGCUACCGUACAGGGUUAAUUCAGUUUUGAAACCAAACAGCCAACCAACUAAGAGGAAAAAAAGGAAAAGGAGCAUUGAAAGCUUAUAUGUUACCUGAUACAUGUAACAAAAGAAAUAUAUUGCAAAAUCAGGACUGUUCUCAGGCUGAAAGGUUUUGUAGUCUGCAAGUCAGUAGGAAUCUGUUUAAGGUUAUUUUUAAGAGAAGAGUGGAAAAAAAGAGGUCUUAAGUGUAAGCAAAUUUAUUGAUUGUAAAUGCACAUUUUCCUGCCAUUUCUGUGACCCAGGCUUUCUUACCUUGGGCUGUGAGCUGGUUGCAGACAGAAGUGUCCUAGCUAGCCUGUGCCCACCACUCCAACUGAGAGAAGUGGGAAGAAGCAAACUCCCAUCUAACAGUCAAAUUGAUAUAAGGCUCCCUAGUUUUAAAGUUUCUUAGUUCUACCGUGUGUGGAGGAGAGGGUUGAUUUCCCUGUAGGGUAGCAGCUGCUUCUGCUGCAGCAGAGAGUCCUUUGCCAGGAUGCACUGAGCGCACAAGGGGCCUUAAAGCUGUGGCAGGGCCCUCUGCAAACUGGCAGCAUGUCCUCCUGGCCGUGGGCUGGAGUGGUUGUGCUUCAUCUGAGUGAGCUGCAAAUCCAGCCCCAGUGACUCAGAGCUACACCACAGAGUCAAGUUUGUACCACAGCACCAAAGCAAAGUUUCUCACAAUACUUCUGAAAAGAGCAUAUGACUGGAGUGCUCCUGUGCUCCUCCAGAGCAGCCGUGCUUGUAUCGGGUAUUAAACACACACUGCAUGCUCCCAGCUAACUCUGACCGUGGACAAUCAUGCCAACCCAUCUAUCCAUCUGUGUGUCUCUGCAGCAGACAGAUCCAAUGCCGUGUCUCCUCUCAGCUUUGGAGAAGUUGCCUGAGCCUAUAUUUAUGGAGGUCAGCAUCCAGGUACUGUGAUGCUGUUCUUGCAUCUGGAAUGUUUUUAGACGGAUCAGUGUUAGAAGCACUUUGAACAGUUUUCAUGAAUUCUGAUCCUGCUUGACAAUUCCUGCAUCACCCCCAUGGACAUCCAGCCUAUUUCCCUUAGCAGAGAUGAUGGUUUUCUCUAAAAGCAGAGUCAGUCCUAAAGACUAUGUGCAGUCACAACCUUCCCCAAGGGUGUUACUAACAUUAUCUCUGACUCUCUUGCGCUAAGCCAACACAAGCUAGAUAGCUAUUACAAGCUUUACUGAAUUUCAGCUGCCUGGGAUCACUGACAACAAGGACACAGCUAUGGUCAAACAGAGGAGCAUGCACAGCAACAAUCAUUUCACACAAAGCAGAAGAGCAUAAACUGUUAGGAGCGAGUGCUCCUAAUCCUCAUCCUGAGGCUGCUGUCACCUUCUUACUAAUCCUCAGAGAGCUGGGCUGGGGAGGGUUGUGCACAGGCUGAGGUGAAAGGGAGUUUUCCUGGAGGUUUGGCAGAGGUGGGAAGCACUGGCAAGGAGUCUGACUGACACGUGAGCUCAUGAAGGGCAAGGGAAGUGAGUUCACAAGAUGCACAAUAAGGUGUGGAGCCAUGAGGCUGCUGCUGCCGCAGGUCAGGUGAGACUAGGGAGUAGCGAGGAACAUUACAAAUAAUCUGGGGAUGAAAACAUCUGCUCCCAGGGGUGUAGAGAGCCAGGGUGGAUCUCAGGUCGGCACACGGCACUUUCACAGUUUUUUAUUUUGAUUGAUAACUGAUCCAGUGGCUUGAAAUGGUUGCACCCAAAUGUCGAAGGGGUUAAAACAAAUGUGCUUAUCUGGUCACUACAUAUUUUUGCUUCUGUUAGUGAAACUGUUGUUAGAGUGGCAGUGGAUUUUUCAGUGCUUUGGAAGUGUAACCUUGAUUUGGACAUGGCACAUAUGUUGAUAAUGUGUAUUACUUGUCCUGUCCCUGCAGCUUUGCAUUGCUGAACACUUAGUAUGUUUGCAAUGGAUCCUUAGCUUGAAAGAUCACAGCCAUUGCAUCUUGAAAUUGAUUUCCUUCUGUGGAGAGAUGUUUGAAGCAAAAAACAAUUUGGUUUGUAUAAACUACAUUAGAUAUAAGAAGAUAUCCCUCAAAAUGCAGAGGAUCACCUUUGAAACCAUUUUCAGUCUACCGUGAAUAACAAGUUGCACAAUAAAAGGAAUUUCUUACAGCUGA
Columba livia (rock pigeon) is the source of this 8849-nucleotide messenger RNA. RefSeq names its product polypeptide N-acetylgalactosaminyltransferase 14 (gene GALNT14). Gene Ontology annotation, molecular function: polypeptide N-acetylgalactosaminyltransferase activity. Gene Ontology annotation, cellular component: Golgi apparatus. NCBI's taxonomy places the organism in Eukaryota, Metazoa, Chordata, Aves, Columbiformes, Columbidae. The record is from RefSeq and is a predicted model, not a curated record. Gene Ontology annotation, biological process: protein O-linked glycosylation. The transcript is spliced from 15 exons. The coding region runs from base 166 to 1827 and encodes 553 amino acids.